Messenger RNA from Anopheles funestus (African malaria mosquito), 3610 nucleotides. RefSeq lists its product as uncharacterized. Lineage: Eukaryota; Metazoa; Arthropoda; Insecta; Diptera; Culicidae. The transcript has a single exon. Gene Ontology annotation, biological process: proteolysis; DNA integration. The coding region runs from base 1 to 3312 and encodes 1103 amino acids. The record is from RefSeq and is a predicted model, not a curated record. Gene Ontology annotation, molecular function: aspartic-type endopeptidase activity; nucleic acid binding.
AUGCGCAGCGUUACAAUAAACGUGCAUAACAUUCGAGAUCGACGAAAAUACGUGAACAUCAAGCUCAACGGCAGCCAGGUGCGUCUGCAACUCGAUACGGGAUCCGACAUUUCCGUAAUAAGUCGUGACCUAUGGAAAAAGAUUGGUAGCCCACAACUUACACCACCAUCUGUAAUUGCGAAAUCGGCUUCGGGUGAUAAACUUGGAAUUCUAGGAGAAUUCGAAGCAAACGUAGAGGUUUCUCAAAAGAAGCGUCAAGCCGUCAUUUACGUCGUAGAAUCUGAGCUGGCACUACUAGGCACUGAUCUCGCUGAAAUUUUCUCGCUAUGGUCGUCUCCCAUCGAUGAGUUUUGCAAUAACAUCUCAAGCGCAACGAUUGCACCAGAAGCGAUUUUAAGAAAAUUUCCAUUGCUUUUUCAACCUUGCAUGGGGAUAUGCACAAAAGCUGCCAUCACGCUGCAUCUGAAACCCGAUGGCCGUCCUGUGUUUUCACCUAAGCGCCCCGUGGCCUUCGCGAUGCGUGAAGCAGUAGAAGCCGAGCUGGACAGAUUGCAGAAAUUGAACGUGAUAACUCCCGUGGAGUACUCUGAGUGGGCAGCCCCGAUCGUCGUCGUGCGGAAAUCGAACGGCAAAUUGAGAAUUUGUGGAGAUUACUCAACCGGCCUGAACGCAGCCCUCCAUCCACACGACUACCCAUUGCCACUCCCGGAGGACAUCUUCGCAAAACUGGGUAAAUCAACCAUUUUUAGCCAAAUUGAUUUAUCCGAUGCUUUUCUGCAGGUCCCAAUCGCUGAGCAAAGCCGACAGAUGCUCACAAUAAACACACAUAAAGGGUUAUAUCUAUACAAUCGCCUGCCGCCAGGGAUUAAAGUAGCGCCAGGUGCCUUCCAACAACUCAUGGACCAAAUGCUCGCUGGAAUGGAAGGAGUUUCAUGUUAUAUGGACGACAUAAUCGUCGGAGGACGGACUCAGAACGAGCACGACGAACUCCUCAGUGAAACCCUCAAGCGCAUUCAAGAAUACGGUUUCACAAUACGCUCAGACAAAUGCUCUUUUAACAAAAACCAAGUGCGGUACCUUGGUCACAUCAUCGAUAAGCAUGGCAUCCAACCCGAUCCAGCAAAAGUAGCGGUCAUAAAAGAUCUUCCUCCUCCACACGACAUCGCCGGCGUUAGAUCAUUUCUAGGCGCCAUAAACUAUUAUGGAAGAUUCAUUCCAAACAUGCGAAGCCUGCGCUACCCAUUGGAUAAUCUUUUAAAAAACGACACUACCUUCAAUUGGUCCCCAGAAUGUCAAAAGGUGUUUGAGCAGUUCAAGUCGCUACUAGCUACAGAUCUCCUGCUAACGCAUUAUGAUCCAGGACGAGAGAUCAUAGUAUCUGCUGAUGCGUCAUCCGUUGGUUUAGGUGCAACCAUCAGUCACAAGUUCCCCGACGGAAGCUACAAAGUGGUCCAACAUGCAUCUCGCGCUUUAACGGAGGCAGAAACAAACUACAGCCAAAUUGACCGUGAAGGCCUGGCUAUAAUAUUCGCUGUGACGAAGUUUCACAAAUACAUCUUUGGACGUCAUUUCUGCCUUCAAACGGACCAUAAGCCACUACUAAGAAUCUUUGGAAGUAAGAAGGGCAUUCCAAUAUACACCGCAAAUCGUUUACAGAGAUUUGCUCUAACCCUUCAGUUGUACGAUUUUGACAUACAGUAUGUAUCCACGCAUAAUUUUGGUAAUGCAGACAUCUUAUCACGGCUCAUAAAACGACAUGACAAGCUCAACGAAGACUAUAUCAUCGCUAGCAUCAGUUUAGAGGACGACAUUCGAUCAGUUGCAGUUAAUUCGUUAACCCCAUUUGUUCUGAGUUUCCGAGAAGUAGAGAAUGCAACAAAAACGGACCCGGUUCUACAAAAGGUUGCUCGGUAUAUAAAGGAAGGAUGGCCACGAAACAGCAUUUUCAAUGGUGAUCUGGCACGUUUCUACGCCAGAAAAGACGCACUAUCUAUAGUGGACAACGGUAUUUUAUUCGGGGAGAGAGUGAUAAUCCCUACAGCUCUCCGUCAAAGAUGCCUUCGCCAAUUACACCAUGGCCACCCAGGUGUACAACGCAUGAAAUCGUUGGCGAGAAGUUACGUCUAUUGGCCGUAUUUGGACAAAGAAAUUACAGAACUUGUUGCAAAUUGCGGAGCCUGUGCAGCUGCAGCCAAAUCGCCGCCGCACUCCAUUCCUGCGCCAUGGAAUGAAGCAACUGCCCCAUGGCAACGAGUGCACAUCGAUUAUGCAGGCCCUAUCGACGGUUAUUCUUUCUUGAUAGCAGUCGACUCUUUCUCUAAAUGGCCUGAGAUAAUACGGACAGCCAGCACAACGUCUACAGCGACUGUACGCAUUUUACGGAGCCUGUUUUCUCGCUAUGGCAACCCAAUCACUUUGGUCAGCGACAAUGGCCGUCAGUUUAUUAGUGCUGAGUUUGAGGACUUUUGUACCACAAAUGGAAUAGAUCAUCUUACUACCGCCCCGUUCCACCCGCAGUCCAAUGGCCAAGCGGAAAGGUUUGUGGACACCUUUAAACGGGCGAUAAAGAAGAUUUCGAGUGACGGAACUACCAUCGAGGAUGCACUUGAAAUAUUUUUGGGAACCUACCGUUCUACGCCGAACCCUCAAGUUCCAGAACAAAAAGCACCAGCAACGAUUAUGUUUGGGAGACAAAUCCGUACGUGUUUAGAGUUGAUACGUCCAGUUCCUAGAUCUGAAGUCAAAGAUAAUAUCGAGCCACAUCGCAGUUUCGUUCGAGAUGAUCUUGUUUAUGCUAAACUUUACGCACGAAAUGGCUGGAAAUGGAUCCCAGGCAGGGUGAUAAGCAAAUGCGGAAACGUAAUGUAUAGUGUAAUGACAAAUGACCAGAAGAUAAUACGCAGUCAUAUUAACCAACUUCGGCGACGAACCGCAGAUAAUACUAACUCGAUGGAGCAACGUCUUUUACCUAUGGACAUCUUGCUGGACGCAUGGAACCUGCCAUCAUCAUCGGUCGCAGCAUCCACAGCGCAAUCAUUUUCGGGUGACCCGAUAUCGCAACCAUCCGGUUCGUGUUCAAACACGCCAAAUUCAUCAACCCCGCCGGCUACACCCAUACCUUCAUCAUCGGUUCCCAUGGACGCAGCGGUACCAUCUUCGUCCCAACCUGUCGAACCACACAGCCCCUCAUCCCCGUCCAACAGGAGCGGCCACCAGCAAGGAUCGUGUGAGACGGAACAGCAGUUACCGCCACGCCACUCCUCUAGAGAUAGAAGAGCUCCGCGUUGGCUCGACCCGUACCUGUUAUCUUAAAAGGGGGAGAUGUUGUGUUGAGCACCCCUGCAGCAUCCGAGGCGAUCCCCGAGGCACUCACCGAUAAUCUAGCGUUAUCGUGUAGAUGAGUGGCCACCGUUCGGAUCGUAGUCGCAUGGACCGAAGCGACACUCGACCAUUCCCCCACGCUCACGACGGACGUACAUUCUUGCUAGUGUUUCGUUUCCUUGCUGAUCUCUUGUUAAUAAAAGUGGUUCUACCAAAUUACGUACAUAACAAUAAUGAUCACAAACUAACAUUUCGCUAAGCCCUUGCUUUUGUAAAUUACAAUUUUUCU